Rhizophagus irregularis DAOM 181602=DAOM 197198 is the source of this 714-nucleotide messenger RNA. NCBI's taxonomy places the organism in Eukaryota, Fungi, Glomeromycota, Glomeromycetes, Glomerales, Glomeraceae. The record is from RefSeq and is a predicted model, not a curated record.
AUGCCAAUUUGUUUUUUUUUUAAAAAGAAAAAAACUAAGAAAUCUCCCUUUUUUGCUUUACAAAUAAAUGAAAUGCAUAUUACUAAAUUGAAUAAAAUGAAUAAACCGGCUAAACCGGAUAAAGAGAAAAUGAAUGGUAUAAACAAAAUAAAACUAAUGAAUAAUGAAAAUAAAAAAUUAAUGUGUAUAAGCAUUCUCAUCGUUGUCAUUGUUCUCUUCAUGACAAUUUUUGUGCAUAAGCCACAUGAGUUACCACAUAAUCCAGUUCAUAAUCCAGUUGUCGAACAAUUUACAAGUGACCUUUUCAGGGAUAUAAGUUUAGCCGAAAUUCCUGCACUGGAUGAAAUUAUACAGCAUGUUUACUCCUAUAAUGAACUUGCAACCAUGCUGGAAAUGAGCCCAGCUCACAAGAACACUAGAAAAAUAGCUGCAGAGCGCCUUCGAGAUGUCUCCAUAUUACUUUACGAAGCUAGAGACGCUUUACAUAAAAUGUUUGUAGAAAGUAAAACGGUUUAUUACACUUUCAAAAUCGAGAAAACUAAAGAGAUCUCUGAAAGUCUUUUAAAAGCUCAAGUAGAAGCCAGAGAUUAUAAUAUCGACAAUGAUACUGGUAAAAGGAAUUUUGAUUUAACCACUGAAGCUAUUGAUGGUAUAAGGAAUGUGAGAGGAUACCUUAAUGGGACGGCAUUUUAUACUUUUAUUUGUAAGGAUUAG